AUGGAUGCUAUUUGGGAAUAUUCUGUCGAUAUCGACGCUGAGGUGGCAGCGUCCACUGGCUGUUUCACGACACUACCAAUCCGCAUUCAUCAUAGAAAUGAUCUUGCAGAUGACGCCACCAAACAGUCAAUUCUGGAUUGGGGUGCCUAUAUUGGUGACGGUUGGGAGCACAAAUCUGGCUCAUCGUGGAGUCCCGUUGGAAAUUGGGGGGCUUUCAUCUUCCCGGAGUCUCUCCCUGAGCGUUUGGGAGUCAUCACAUAUUUGGCUAACAUGGGAAACAUCCACGACGAUUUGUGCGACGAGCUUCCUUAUGAGGAAGCUCUCAAAGAGCAUAAGAGCCUUAGUCAGGCCAUGGAAAUAAGCGCAGUGGACAAUCGGAACAGUUCCAAAGCUGCUGAUCGCUCCAUGAAAAUGAAGCGUUACAUAUCAAAGUGUCUUCUCGAGGCAAUGGAGAUUGAUAGACAUCGAGCCUUGCGCAUGAUCAACACAUACCGAUCUAAAUGGCUGGAUGUGAUGGAGAGGAGUGACGUGAAUGAAAUUAAUAGCCUUGAAGAGUACCUGAUCUUCAGAAACCUGAAUGGAGGCAUGGAGGCAUUCUGGAGUAUGGUAGAGUUUGGGAUGGCAGUCGACAUAUCCGAGCAGCAGAAAACUGCUGUUCGUCCAAUUUUCCAAGCGGCUGAAUCCGCACUUGUGUUGACAAACGACUACUGGAGUUGGGACCGCGAGUGGCGCCAGGCUCAGCAGACGAACGAUCCUAGAAUUGUCAAUGCCGUCCACCUGUUCAUGAGAACUCAGGGUCUGUCCAUGGAGCAGGCCAAAGAGACCGUUCGUCAGAAAAUCAUAGACUACGAACAGACUUUUGCGCGACUUAAGACCGAGUUUCUCGGGGAGAAUCCCAAUGCCGACUUGUAUCUCAAGAAGUACAUCGAGGUUUGCGGAGCAAUUGUUGCCGGCAAUCACUACUGCGACGGGAGUUUCUCAUCUUCGCCAGUUCGCGAUGUCGCUAUUCAGUCUUCAGUUUCUUCUCCGGGACCAUAUACCUCAAGUGUCACGUCGCACAACUCAUAUCCGACGACGGAUCUAGCGCUUUCCGAGCCUCUUGCACUCACAGCGGAGGAGAACAAGACUUCGCCAUCGCUAAGCAACCGAGCUUUGAUGGCUCCAUGCCAGUACAUACGCUCUAUGCCAUCUAAAGGCUUACGUUCACUGAUGGUUGAGGCGCUCGACCAGUGGUUGCUAGUGGAUGACGAGGCGCUUGUGACUAUCAAGAAGAUUAUCGACCUAUUGCACAAUUCCUCGCUCAUCCUAGAUGACAUAGAGGACAAUUCCCCUCUCCGCCGCGGUCUACCAGCAACACACAUGAUAUUCGGACAAGCGCAGUCAAUCAACACGGCAAAUUUCAUGUUUGUUCAGGCUCUUGAGCAUCUCUUCAUUGGGCAGAGCUGGGAUCUCUAUUGGAAGUUUCACCUUCAAAUCCCCACAGAGCAAGAAUACUUCGAAAUGAUCGACUCAAAGACAGGCGCGAUGUUCAGUCUUCUGACUCGACUAAUGCUUCAAGAAAGCUCCAUUGUCACCUCCAGUGACACAGCCCAAUUAUUAGUCAAGAUGUGCCAUCUCUUUGGACGAUUCUUCCAGAUCAGGGAUGACUACAUGAAUUUGCACUCCAGCGAGUAUUCCGAUCAGAAAGGCUUCUGCGAAGAUCUUGAUGAGGGCAAAAUGUCUUAUCCGCUGAUUUUGGCCCUGCGACAGAACCCCGAGCAUCAGGAUCACAUCAUGGGCAUCUUUAGACAGCAAGCCGCGAACACGUCUCGUAACAACUCUGCAGAACCUCCGAGGUUGCCUCAUGAGACUAAGAGGUACAUCAUUAGGCUUUUGAAGAGCUCUAAUGCUAUGGAUCUGACGCUGAAGAGGUUGAAGAAUCUUGAGACGGCAGUUGAGCAAACAAUUGGCGAGGUCGAAAAAGCAUUGGGUGAUAGCAACCCCGUGAUGCGAAUUCUUCUUGGUAGACUGAGUGUGAGGGAUAUCGUUGCUUGA
This is a messenger RNA of Colletotrichum gloeosporioides, 2034 nucleotides long. Its product is annotated as Fusicoccadiene synthase. Gene Ontology annotation, biological process: isoprenoid biosynthetic process. The record is from RefSeq and is a predicted model, not a curated record. Gene Ontology annotation, molecular function: prenyltransferase activity. The coding region runs from base 1 to 2034 and encodes 677 amino acids. The transcript is spliced from 5 exons. NCBI's taxonomy places the organism in Eukaryota, Fungi, Ascomycota, Sordariomycetes, Glomerellales, Glomerellaceae.